AUGCCUACAUUAGACACAAUGUCGACAGUAUGUUAUGGAUGUCAUACAUUAAUCGAUGAUCGAUACUAUUUAAUGGCUGUUGAUCGUUGUUGGCACUUGUCUUGCUUGAAAUGUUGUGAUUGUGGUAUAUCACUUGAACAAGAACGAACAUGUUUCUCACGAUUUGGACAAAUAUUUUGUAAAGAUGAUUAUAUUAAAAGAUAUUGUUCUCGUGUUUGUACACGAUGUCAUGCGAUGAUUCGACAAGAUGAAGUUAUUCUACGUGCUAAACAAUAUAUUUUUCAUUUGGAUUGUUUUACAUGCGUUACUUGUAAUGUACCUCUUCAUCCAGGCGAUGAAUUUGGCCUGAAAGAUGAUUUAAUUUUUUGUCGUCAUCACUUUUUCGAUCAACAACAACAUCAUCAACCUUACGAUUCGCAUCUAUCAGGUCGAAUGAUCGAUAUGAACAUUGAAAAUCAUCCACUUUCACAUCCAACCGGUUUUCUCGAUGAUUCGGGCUAUUACACUUCUCCUAUCCCAACAUUAAUUCCUUCAACACCACCGACAAACACUAGUACACCAACUGGCCCGUCGAUUAACAUGACAAAACGCACACGGAAACGUAAAGAACGUCAACAGCAACAAACUCAACAGCAGCAGCAGCAGCAUGAAGAUAUGAUGUCAUCAUCCGAUCAUUUCUUAACUCUUUCUCCUUCAGCAUCCAAUCUGGUAGGGAAUGAAGGAGGGUUAUUUGCUCCAUCAUUGGAUUCUUCAUACUAUGUUGAUGUUGUUGAUAUGGAUGGCAAUGGACCUAAUUCAGCAUCAAAUCAUCAUUCACAUUCGACAAACAAUAACAAUUUAUCCAAUGUACCUCAUCAUCAUCAUCAUGCCAGACAAAAACGCGUACGAACUAGUUUUAAACAUCACCAAUUACGUUGUAUGCGAUCUUAUUUCAAUUUAAACCAUAACCCAGAUGCAAAAGACCUGAAAAAUCUUGCUGAGAAAACCAAUUUACCCAAACGUGUCCUUCAAGUUUGGUUUCAGAAUGCACGUGCAAAGUAUCGUCGUAGUGUAUCUCGUAGUGAUACACUAUCAUCAACAUCUCAACCAGCACAAAGUCAACCCGCAAUGAAUCAGUCAUCACUCGCUAUUCCUUCAACUAUGCUUGACAUUCAGCCAACACGAGAAGACACAACUACUUCAUCGAAUUUAUCCUCGCCAACAGAAUCCAUUCGUUCGAAAACUUCAUCAGUAAACUACAGCGAAUCGGAAACAUGUGGUUCUAUGUAG
Molecule: messenger RNA, 1269 nt
Organism: Adineta ricciae
Lineage: Eukaryota; Metazoa; Rotifera; Eurotatoria; Adinetida; Adinetidae
Source: the annotation of a GenBank genome assembly